GGCUGGCAGUGAGGAGGCGGGGCGCGGCAGGCAGAGCCACAAGACUCUGCGCGGCGUCGCGGUGGGCGCGCUUGACUGACAGGCGGCGCGGUUGCGACGGCAGGUGCAGACCUCCUCAGCAGCCAGUCACUGUCAACAGAGAAUGUGCAUGCUGGCCUCCUCCUGCAUGUGCCUUUGACUCAGAUACGCUGCUGUUGACACUUUGGCGACCUCUUCCAUCCUGCUUCCUGGGGAAGCCUGGGUCAGAAUGGGAGACGCCAGAGACAUCUGCCCUCACCUGGACUCCAUAGGGGAGGUGACCAAAGAGGACUUGCUGUUUAAGUCUAAGGGAACCUGCCAGUCAUGUGGUGUUGCUGGACCUAACCUAUGGGCCUGCCUCCAGGUCACCUGCCCCUACGUUGGCUGUGGAGAGUCGUUUGCUGACCACAGCACCAUUCACGCACAGGUGAAAAAGCACAACCUGACUGUGAACCUGACCACGUUCCGGGUGUGGUGCUACGCCUGUGAGCGCGAAGUCUUCCUGGAGCAGCGCCUGGCAGUCCACCUGCCCAGCUCCUCAGCCAAGCUCUCCGAGCAGGACUCCCCACCCCCCUCUCACCCUCUGAAGGCCGUCCCCAUUGCUGUGGCUGAUGAAGGAGAGUCUGAGUCUGAGGACGAUGACCUGAAACCUCGAGGCCUUACAGGCAUGAAGAACCUGGGGAACUCCUGUUACAUGAACGCUGCCCUGCAGGCCUUGUCAAAUUGCCCCCCACUCACCCAGUUCUUCCUGGAGUGUGGUGGCCUGGUGCGCACGGACAAGAAGCCAGCCUUGUGCAGAAGUUACCAGAAGUUGAUCUCUGAGGUCUGGCACAAGAGACGGCCAAGCUAUGUGGUCCCCACCAGCCUGUCCCAUGGGAUCAAGUUGGUCAACCCGAUGUUCCGAGGCUAUGCCCAGCAGGUAAGCUGUCUAGCUGCUUGGGACACUGGCCCAGCCAGAACAGACCUCACAGAAGGCAGAAAGACCGGGCAUCUCCUGUCAGGGCCUUUUACUACCGGAGUAGCUUCAGGGGUUCGUCAAGCCCAUGCUGCUAUGAGGCGACUGCUGAGAGGCCAAAUGUCUUAUUGGAAUCGCACUUCUCAGUCCCACUUGAGCCGGAAGGGUCCGCAAUAUGGAGAGGAACGUGACCAGGAGACCGUGGGCGUACUGAAUCUCCAGGUUGCCUUCUUGCCCCAGUGGUCCACGGCACAAUGGCGGCAACCCAACGUGUGCGGGAAGCAGAGCUGGGCAUGGAAAGUGGGCACUAUGCUCGUGGACCGCACCCCUGGCCCCUAUCUAUUCUUCUCACUUGCUGUUUCCCCAGCAGCCCAUGACAACGAAGCCCAACAUCUUUCGCAGCUCCUCUUCGCCCGCUGCAGCCCCGUCCUACACACCAUGAGGGCCACACGAAGCUGUCUCAGCCAGCCCCCGCUCGUGCAAACCAGUGAAGGAUGGGGCCAGUGCGUGUACGUCCGAAGGAGCAACAGGAGACCACGGACUGUCUUCACCUGUCUGGCCCUCGCAGAGCAGAGCUAUUCUCUCGUUUCCGAGAAUGUACCAGCCACAGUCCGGGAGCCUGUGGGGGACUGGCCUACUCUCCUGCCCAGGGGCUGGCUGGCCUUCAAUCGUGGAGCUACAUCUCGACGGUAUCGAUGGGGUAUCUGUACCCCCAGCUGGUUUUGGGGGCCUGUCGUCACAUUGGAGGACUGCCUGGCUGCUUUCUUUGCUGCUGAUGAGCUGAAGGGUGACAACAUGUACAGCUGUGAGCGGUGUAAGAAGCUUCGGAAUGGUGUGAAGUACUGUAAAGUCCUGUGUCUGCCUGAGAUUCUGUGUGUCCACCUGAAGCGCUUCCGGCAUGAGGUAAUGUACUCCUUCAAAGUCAGCAGCCAUGUCUCCUUCCCCCUCGAGGGACUCGACCUACGCCCUUUUCUGGCCAAGGAAUGCACGUCUCAGGUCACCACAUAUGACCUCCUCUCUGUCAUUUGUCACCAUGGCACAGCAGGCAGCGGGCACUACAUUGCCUAUUGUCAGAAUGUGAUCAAUGGGCAGUGGUAUGAAUUCGAUGAUCAGUAUGUCACCGAGGUCCAUGAGACGGUGGUGCAGAAUGUGGAGGCCUACGUGCUCUUCUACAGGAAGAGCAGCGAGGAGGCCAUGCGCGAGCGGCAGCAGGUGGUGUCCCUGGCUGCCAUGCGGGAGCCCAGCCUGCUGCGGUUCUAUGUGUCUCGAGAAUGGCUGAACAAGUUCAACACCUUUGCGGAGCCAGGGCCCAUCACCAACCACACCUUCCUGUGUUCGCACGGAGGAAUCCCACCCAACAAAUACCACUACAUCGAUGACCUGGUGGUCAUCCUGCCACAGAGCGUCUGGGAGCACCUGUAUGUCAGGUUUGGGGGCGGCCCUGCUGUGAAUCAUCUGUUCGUGUGCUCCAUCUGCCAGGUGGAGAUUGAGGCCCUGGCCAAGCGCAGGAGGGUGGAGAUUGACACUUUCAUCAAGCUGAACAAGGCGUUCCAAGCUGAGGAGUCUCCCGGAGUCAUCUACUGCAUCAGCAUGCACUGGUUCCGAGAGUGGGAGGCUUUCGUCAAGGGGAAGGACAGCGAGCCUCCUGGGCCCAUCGACAACAGCAGGAUUGCUCAGGUCAAAGGCAAUGGCCAUAUCCAGCUAAAGCAGGGAGCCGAUUAUGGGCAGAUUUCCGAGGAGACCUGGACCUAUCUGAACAGCCUGUAUGGGGGUGGCCCUGAGAUCGCCAUCCGGCAGAGUGUAGCCCAGCUCCCAGACCCAGAGAGCUUGCACGGAGAGCAAAAGAUCGAGGCUGAGACCCGGGCUGUGUGACUGGGGCCAGGCUGAGUGGCUGUGGCUGGUCCUACUCCCUCUCCAGACAGCCCUGCAUCCCUCUGAAGGCUGCGUCCUGCUGAGUGCCGUUGUCCCUGAAGGCUGGUACUUGCCAUUCCCCGAGGGUGUGUCUGUGCCCUGCAGCUGUGCUGCUGUGUACUGGCGCAGAGGCCAAGUGCGGCUGGUCCGUCUGCCAGGAGAGAUGCUGUGCUGGGAAAUAUAUUCUCUCAGACCUGGAGGACUCUGACGUCAUCACCAUGUCCCCAAACCUGCCCUCUUGCUAGCUCGGGCCCAGCUUUUGUCCCAGGAGCCCCAUGCUGCCCCUCAGCCCAUGCUGGCCCCUGGGAUGGGGUGCUGGGAGUGCCUGCCACUUCUGGGGUGCUUUCUGCUGUGUACUGGGUCCAACACCUUAGCGACUCACAGAGGUAGAUUUCCAUGCCCGGGGUUGGGGGGGGGGGCCAGAAUGGUUGUGAGGGGCUCUGCAUGUUGGCCAGCAGCCCCUCACAUCAUGUUGGUUACCGGAGUCCCCUGGAGGUGCAGGCCGCCCCAUGUGUGUUAUUGACUAUAGAAACAGGACUCGUGGUUGGAAUGGAACGUGGGCAGUUGAGACUUGGAGAGGACCUACCACCUUGUCUGCUGAGCCGCUGGCUGAUUGGGUGUCAUCUGCCCUGUGGGGUGGCUCCUGAGCCCCUGUGGGGUGGGGUGAAACAGAUACCUCAUGCGCUAGUGCACUGUUGGUUGCUCGCUCAGCUUCCUGUGUAGCCUAGAGUGACCCUGAUCCCCAACACCCCACACCCCCACACCUCCCCCAGCCUUGGUGUCUAGGGCCACCUCUGGGGAGGUGAUCUGUGGCCACUGCAGAGGUACUGGGACCCCCUGAGCCUAGAGAGGCUGUCCUGUUUCUGGGGUCCUUGAGAAGUCUGAACAGAACAUUUAGGGCAAGAUUUUCAAAGUCUGGGGUGGUGAGGGGAUCCGGGACCAAGAGGUCUCCAGAGGGCAGUGACCUCCAGGCUCUGCAGAAGUGGGCGCCAGCAGCCCAGGUCUGGGCAUUUGCUGUCCCCUAGACCUACUUCUUCCCACUGAGGUGGCAUGCAGCCCCUGGCCAGCUGCUACUGGGACUUGCCCUGCUGGCUGCCAUCUCUUGACGCCUCUGCUGAGAGCCCUUGGCUCCUUGCACUACCGUGGUGCAGUCUGGUUUGUGUUGAGAAUGUCACAAUAAACAUGCAUUCCUCCCCUGC
Messenger RNA from Peromyscus leucopus (white-footed mouse), 4083 nucleotides. RefSeq names its product ubiquitin specific peptidase 20 (gene Usp20). Gene Ontology annotation, molecular function: cysteine-type deubiquitinase activity; zinc ion binding. Gene Ontology annotation, biological process: protein deubiquitination. The record is from RefSeq and is a predicted model, not a curated record. The transcript is spliced from 27 exons. The coding region runs from base 248 to 2845 and encodes 865 amino acids. Lineage: Eukaryota; Metazoa; Chordata; Mammalia; Rodentia; Cricetidae.